GCAGCCCGAGUUCAGGUGCAAACGCGUGUGUUUAGGUAUAGGUAUGCAUAUCGUACGAUUAGACAUUUUUUCGUACGACUAAUCCCGCGAAUCUUCUGCAAGAGGAAUUUAAUUCAAGUAUAAUUAUAGUAAAACGGGAAGGCAGAAAGGACGAAGGAAUCCGGGGGGAUAGAGUCCAUCGUAAAUCCAUCAUAUACCAUGUAAAUAUACGUACAUAUAUACGUGUGUAUAAACUGCAGCAUAGCUGCGCUGGACACUGAAGGCCGAGGGAAAACUCUGUGGAAUUUGGAGGGACGUGGAUAAGGCUUCAAAGGGUCGGACACGCGGAACUUUCACGCCUGGAUCGGUCUGUCGUACCUGUGCGAAGGAAAAGUGAAGAAGUAAUAUCGAUAGAGUCAGAGAUCACGAGAUGCAGGAAAAUCGGGCGAACGUUUCCUCGUCGAGUAAAGGCCACGCUUUUGCCCUCAACGCGGUCACGAGAUCGUUAAUGUUCAUGCUUGUUUUCUGCUUCGCCGGAUGCGCCGCUGGCUCCUGUCUCAGCUACGGACACUCGUGUUGGGGCGCUCACGGGAAAAGAAGCGGCCAGCAUAAUUACCCGGCCGGUGGUAACCGUCCGGAGAACGACGAGCGUCCGGCGAUUCCGGGAGGUUCUGGAAACGAAGCUGCUGGUCAGUCGCUGCAGGAUCGGUGGGUGCUUUCGCGACUCGUUACACGCCAGCUUUCCGCCCCCGCAGGGGCGCAAGAAUUCCAAGAAAAUUGGUACAACUCGAAUAAAGGACGAGGGCACGGUCGCAGCUGGGACUCUAACGACGUCGGCGUCUCUUCGCCGGUCGAAAGCGUGAAAGCUCUACGACGAGACGAAGUGGAGGCCGAGAACGACGACGACGACGACGAGGAGGAGGAUGAGGAGGGGGAGGAGGAAAUACGCGACGAGGAGGUCGUUGUUCCCCGGGUUAUGUCGCGGGAGACACGAGAGCAGGUUUUGGAAUCGCGAGACAUUUCGGACGACGAUGAACUGGUACUUUUGCCACCCUCCAACAGCCGUUUCAAACCGAUCGGACAAUCGCACAGGCUGAGAUUAUUCAAGAUUUUGAACGGAUCAGCUGGAAAAUUGAAGUAAGAAGAUGGCGAAAUGGCUAACGCAACGCGACUACUGACGGCAUAUUUUAUUUACGAGAAAAGAAAAUUUAUAAAUUUAUUUAUUGACAAGUUAUAAUAUUGUUGCUAUAUUGAACUAUUAUUAUUAUGAAUUGUUAUUCGUUCUAUCAACUUCAAGGUGCUCCGCAGAUGUGUAAUUUGUAUUUAAUUAAAUGAAAGCGGGUUGUAUUCUUGUAUAUUGCACGUGAAUGACGUAGAGUUUACUGUUUUUCCUUUUAAAAAGAUAUUUAAUAAUUUACUAAAUUAUGGGUGAUAAUCACGAAUACCAAAACAAUAUCUCAAGUAUUACAAAAAUGGACGAGGAGUGAAGUAUUCUAUAUCUACACAUGCAGUGUACCACAUCUGUGUUAUUGUCAGGCGGUGACAGUUCAUUCUUGGCUCAUAUUGAUGGAUAAAUAUUGUAGAACAGAAUUUCGGUCUUAAUUUGAAAUUUGUGGAUGUUGAAAUUCGAUACGUCAUAUGUAAUUGCUAUAAUGUCACAAUGAUUCCCCAGCUACGUUAUUCGCCAAAUCGAUUGGUUUAUACCGUACGCGUCUGAAAGAAUUUUUCUGGAAAUUUAUGUGAACACUUGAAUAACUGAUGUUCGAAUAUGGAGAGGGCAUUAAAGUGCGGUCGUGCAAUCAAAUAACACGAAUUGUGUUGAAAAAGUUAGCGAACGUAGUAACAAGAACGUUCUGGAAGACAGGGUUCGAUACAUGCGAAAAUUGAACAAUUUAAUUUCCCACCAUUUUAUGGAUCUGUGAGUAAUCCGAUGCUCUAAACUAGCGCCAAAGGUAAAAGGCUGGACCUUUUGCGUCGUAGUUUUGUUUGAAACAAAAAGUCACAUAAAACGCAAAGAUAUAGAGUUGAUGACAUUCAUUGUUUAUUUAUCAGGUGUCGAAUCAUUUAAUGAGAAGUCUGUCGUUGAAUUAAUUGGCCUUUACGAAACGAAAUAUAUCGGGCCUAAGUAUCUUUAAUCAGUGGCACUGUUCAAUCGAAAUAUAUAUACAUAUAUAUAUACACAUGAAUAU
Neodiprion fabricii is the source of this 2168-nucleotide messenger RNA. RefSeq lists its product as uncharacterized. The coding region runs from base 410 to 1120 and encodes 236 amino acids. The record is from RefSeq and is a predicted model, not a curated record. Lineage: Eukaryota; Metazoa; Arthropoda; Insecta; Hymenoptera; Diprionidae. The transcript has 6 exons.